This is a messenger RNA of Trichomycterus rosablanca, 1502 nucleotides long. It is a transcript of the gene ppid, whose product is annotated as peptidylprolyl isomerase D. Gene Ontology annotation, molecular function: peptidyl-prolyl cis-trans isomerase activity; protein binding. The transcript is spliced from 10 exons. Lineage: Eukaryota; Metazoa; Chordata; Actinopteri; Siluriformes; Trichomycteridae. The record is from RefSeq and is a predicted model, not a curated record. Bases 44 to 1159 code for a protein of 371 amino acids. Gene Ontology annotation, biological process: protein peptidyl-prolyl isomerization; protein folding.
UAGUGCAGCAUCAGAAUUCUAGAUUAAAGUAAUAACUUCAGAAAUGUCCAACCCAACCCCGGUGAACAGACCCGGUUCUGAUGAGAACCCGCGGGUUUUCUUUGACAUAGAUAUCGCCGGUGAAAGAGUGGGGCGCAUUGUGUUUGAGCUCUUUGCUGAUGUUGUCCCUAAGACCGCUGAGAAUUUCCGAGCUCUAUGUACUGGCGAGAAGGGAACUGGCCAAAGCACUGGGAAACCACUCCACUUCAAGGGAUGUCCUUUUCACAGGAUCAUUAAGAAUUUCAUGGUCCAGGGAGGUGACUUCUCCAAUCAGAAUGGCACUGGAGGAGAGAGCAUAUACGGAGACAAAUUUGAGGAUGAAAACUUCCACUAUAAGCAUGACAAAGAAGGCCUGCUGAGCAUGGCCAAUGCUGGACCCAACACCAAUGGCUCGCAGUUCUUUAUCACCACUGUGCCCACAUCUCACUUGGACAGCAAGCAUGUGGUGUUUGGGCAGGUGAUGAAGGGCAUGGGUUUGGUCAAGAUGCUGGAGAGCAUUGACACCAAAGAUGACAAUCCAGUCAAGCCGUGUAUCAUUGUUGAGUGUGGAGAGCAUAAAGCAGGUGAUGGAUGGGCCGUGGCUCCUAACGAUGGCUCUGGAGACGUUCACCCUGACUUCCCUGAGGACUCUGACCUAGACUUUAUUGAUGCUGAUAAAAUCCUGUCUGUCGCUGAGGACAUCAAAAACAUCGGGAAUAACUUCUUCAAGUCUCAGAACUGGCAGGCUGCCAUGAAGAAAUACUCCAAAGCACUAAGGUAUUUAGAAAGGUGUGGUAAUAUUCUGGAUGAUGAAAGUACACAGAAGAAGCUGGAACCUGUCGCUCUGAGCUGCAUCCUCAACACAGCAGCCUGUAAACUCAAACUGCAACAGUGGCAGGAGGCAGUUGAGAGUUGUGAUGAGGCUCUGGAGCUGGAUCAGACACAUGCUAAAGCUUUGUUCAGAAGAGCUCAAGCCUGGCAAGGCCUCAAGGAGUUCAAUAAUGCCAUGAGCGAUCUGAAGAAAGCACAGGAGAGCGCACCUGAAGACAAAGCUAUUGCAAACGAGAUGCUGAAGGUCAAGCAAAAAGUAAAGGAGGAGAAGGAAAAAGAAAAGAAGAUUUACUCCAAGAUGUUCGCAUAGACGCUCAGGAGUAACGUCGUUGUAUGCAGACCUACACAAGUGAACCGUCAUCUGCUCUAAAGUCACAGCCAGGGAUUCUCAAACCUGACAGAUAAGAAGUUUAAACAAGAGAAGAGGAUCCAUCAUGGAUUACAUACAGUACUUGAAUUGAAUAAUGGCUUAUUAAUGUUGAAGAACAAACAUAUUGGACAUUGGUUGAUCCUUGGUUAUGUCCAGACUACUGUAAUUGUUCAAGCAACAACAAUACCGACCUAGCUGUUAUUGAUUUAAUACUGUACAAGCAAAGUUUCCAACAUGUCUGUAUCAGCGUAAUGUAAUAAAGUCCAACCAAAUCUUAAACGAA